Messenger RNA from Betta splendens (Siamese fighting fish), 1600 nucleotides. RefSeq names its product zona pellucida glycoprotein 3d tandem duplicate 2 (gene zp3d.2). The coding region runs from base 95 to 1582 and encodes 495 amino acids. Gene Ontology annotation, molecular function: acrosin binding. Gene Ontology annotation, biological process: egg coat formation; positive regulation of acrosome reaction; binding of sperm to zona pellucida. The record is from RefSeq and is a predicted model, not a curated record. Gene Ontology annotation, cellular component: extracellular matrix. Lineage: Eukaryota; Metazoa; Chordata; Actinopteri; Anabantiformes; Osphronemidae. The transcript has 8 exons.
CAACCCGGCAGCAGCAGGUGUUUUUUAAUUUGCCUGCACCUGAGGAACACCUCCCAGUGAUGUCUAGGUUGAAUUUUUGGCCAUAACCUUAAACAUGUCCCCUGUUUCACCGAGAGUUGCGGUGCUCGCGCGUCUGUUGCGGCUUCUCCUGCUGCACACGCUGGUUUUAGCUGAAGUGGCAGCGCAGGUGUCGGAGUCUUCAAACCAAACCACGCGGUGGACGAGGAGCAUCUCCAGGAGAGAACCCCGAACCCUUCCGCCUCCAUUCCUCCGCCUGCCGGUCUUUGUGGAUUCCAGGCUGCCGCUGGUGGCGAAGGAGCACUUCUCUCCAUCCAGAGGCACCGGGCACGAGCCUUUACCGGAGUCCAUGCGGGAAGUCCUGCGCCCGGUUCGGCGACAAACCACCCGCGCGCCUGGCGCGCCUGCGCAGGCCGUGAGCACUGUCUGCAAACUGGAUAAGAUGCACGUGCAGGUGUCGAGGAGCGUUCUGGGCGCAGACACGCACGCGCAGCUCAAACUGGGAACGUGCCGGCCCAGUAGAUCCACCGCGGAUCACGUCUACUUUGAGUAUGACGUGGGCAUGUGUGGAACCAAACGCACGAUUGUUAAUAAUCAAGUGACCUAUUCAAACGCACUUGAGUACAACCCACCAAGGCCCCAAGGACUGAUCAGACGAACGGUGCCCUUCACGCUUCCUGUUGCGUGUUAUUAUAACAGGUACCAAUACUCCUACAAGAUUGGCUACACGCCUGAGGUGCGGAUGCGGAAGAUCUUUAAGAUGAUGAAGAAUCAGGCCAACUUCAUUCUGACGCCACGAAACGCUCGGUGGGAGCGUCUCUCUCCGUCUGCUGAGUUCGUGCUCGGGGAACCCAUGUACUUUGAAGCCGAGGCUUCGUCCUUGUCCCGAGGGGAAAGGCUGUACGUGCACUCGUGUUUCGCCACCCCCGCUCAGUCGCACGCUUCCAAGCCUCGCUUUCCAGUCGUGACAAACUUUGGCUGCAUGGUUGAAAGCAAGGAGGGUCGGUCCAGGUUCAUCCCAUACAAAAACAAUGGUGUGAGGUUCACCGUGGAUGCCUUCGUGUUCAAGGGCAUGACCGGCAAGCAGCUCUACAUGCACUGCACCAUGUCUGUGGGCGGUUCUGCUCCCUCACCUACAGCGAAGUCCUGCAACUACGACGCAGAUGCAGGAAGAUGGGUUGAAUUGUCCGGACCAGACUCUGUUUGCACCUGCUGUGACACCAGCUGCAGCUCGCGUGGAUCUGCAGUGACUGAAAUAAUCAGCAGCAAAGCGUGGACAGUGGAGAAACCCACAGAAAGCGUGAGGACAAAGAUCGUUCCCACCGCAGCGGCUGGACGGGACCCGACGCCGCGGUGGGCGCCGCCGCCGCCGCCGCCGCCUGAAGCCUCGGCAGCGACUCCAGGUAAGAUGGAGGCGGAGAGACACUGGGACUUCAGAGACAGACGAGUGAAGUGGCGGCGGAAAGACGGCGACAUGCAGGUGAAGGGCUCUGCUGUCGUGGAGGAGGAGCCCGUCACACAACCCAUCAGAAUAUUUGAAGAAAUCUUUAUUUUUGAUGAAUAAAGUUAAAACUGUUCAGUC